UGCCGCAAACCUCCGUUUGCAGUAGUUUUGUUUUCUGCAGCUAACUAUUUAUCUGCAGUACGGUCGAACACUUGUAUGUAUGUCGCACUAUACUUUUGCCUUCAAAGCAUCUUUUUGAACCUGCUUGCGUCAUUCGGAAGCAUAGACUUAAUUAAAAACAUUAACUAUUCAGUUUCUGUGUUUUUCGUGUUUCACUUGUUGACGCUUUGGAUACCGGUAAAUCAUGUCAUCUACGGAUCAGCUAAUCGAGAUCUUUGGUAUCGAACAGUAUCGACCACCUUUUUCUUACACUCUCGAGGAAAGAGUGGGCACCGGGGCGCUCUGCCGUGGAGUUUUUAAAGGCACAGCACAGGGAAUUGAUAUGGAUGAAUUCGCGGUAAAAUGUAUAAAAGUUCCGAAUGCGGACUACGCUAGGCGGGAGCUGAAUGUUGGAAGAAAAUUCAGGGAAUUCCGGUCGAUAAUACAACUGAAUCAAAAUCCGCACAAAAACGUGCUAAUGUACUACUAUCUGGAUUUGAUUACUUACGACGGUGAACCAGAAAUUCGCUUUUUGAUGGAGUACUGCCCAGGGGAAACACUGGAAACCAGAAACCUUCGGCUAGAAUCUCGCAAUCAGCGCUACACACAAGCAGCAAUUAUUGAAGAUUUUGCUGGCAUCCUCAACGGUCUGGGCUACCUGCAUGAUAACAACAUCGUUCAUCGGGAUUUAAGAGGCCAGAAUAUACUGUUCACUGCCAGUGGUACUCCUAAGAUUGCCGACUUCGGUUUAGCUAUUCAAUUAAUGGCCUCGAAAACCGGCACGAAUGAAGUAGCCGGUGGAGCCGGAACGGCGAAUUAUCGCGCACCGGAAACCUUCCACGACCGAUUUGGAGAAAUAGGGCGCGCAAGUGAUGUCUGGUCAGCAGGCUGUGUUCUGCUGGAGAUGCUGUUGGGUCAUCCGCCCCGCUACUACAGCCGCCGGGGCGGUACUAAAGAGCCACUAAGGUCCGAAAUGGACAUAUCACGGGAACUGUUUAGUGAGCAACGGCCACACUAUGACAAAACGUUCAAUCGUAAACAAUGUGGGGAUGGCAAAGGCUUUCACUAUGCUGCCGCAGAAUUUCUGGACCACUGUUUCGCAUUCAAGGCCGCCAAUAGAGAGACCGUUCAAAUGCUGCUAGAGCAACCCUUAAUAAAGAGCAACUGGAAAAUACCCGGAACACUGCGGAGUAUGGAGCGAGCGUUCGAUGUUGGCAUCCAGAGGAUCAACAGACAGUUCUUUGACGCAGUUCAGGACGAUCCCGUUUCCGUUGUGGCGCUGGGAGCGCUUUUCGUUAUAGUGGUCCUUGAAGCCUCCCAUCUUUUAAUAUCAUAAGAAUAAGACUUGUUUUCUCAGUUCCAAUGACCAAAAAGCGAUUACAACAACAGCAAACGCUUAUAAACAGAGCAGUAACGCAGUUAUGGUUUUUUUUUCUUACGUCGUAACAUGAUUUGUUGUUCACGUUAUCGUUUUUGUUAUUUUUGCUUUCCUUUCGAGGGCA
Molecule: messenger RNA, 1520 nt
Organism: Paramacrobiotus metropolitanus
Lineage: Eukaryota; Metazoa; Tardigrada; Eutardigrada; Parachela; Macrobiotidae
Product: probable serine/threonine-protein kinase DDB_G0284251
Exons: 3
Coding region: 224-1354 (376 amino acids)
Biological process (GO): protein phosphorylation
Cellular component (GO): cytoplasm
Molecular function (GO): protein tyrosine kinase activity; ATP binding; protein serine/threonine kinase activity
Source: RefSeq, a predicted model, not a curated record